This is a messenger RNA of Haemonchus placei, 1002 nucleotides long. The record is from the annotation of a GenBank genome assembly. NCBI's taxonomy places the organism in Eukaryota, Metazoa, Nematoda, Chromadorea, Rhabditida, Trichostrongylidae.
AUGGUAUGUUUACUUCCUAUUUUUCAGGGCACAACAUCUAAACACGUACAGUGUAAGACCUGUGGCCGCAAUUUAACCGAUUGCGUCGGUCAUUUUGGCUACGUUGAUCUCGAGUUCCCCGUGUUUCAUGUAGGGUUUUUCAAGCUUACUAUACAAGUGCUGCAGUGUAUAUGUAAGCAUUGUUCUGGACUACUACUACACGAGGAGCAACGGGCACAUUACUUGAGACAAAUUUCCCAUUCGAAUCUGGACUACUUGCGGCGAAAAGUUCUACAUAAAAACAUAGUGGCUACAUGUAAAAAGACGACUUCCUGUCCGAAGUGUGGGCAGCGAAACGGUAUGCGGAGAUUCACGACUGUUACGGCAGCAAACGAAGAUUUCUCAGCUGUCCUCGUCAGGUCGAAGUUUACGUUGUUAAAUCCAUUACGUGUUCAGAAGCUGUUUAAUAAUGUCUCAGCAGAGGAUAUUCCAAUAUUAAUGGUGAAAUCUGGUGAAAGAAAACAUCCUAAUGACCUAUUAUUGACAAGAAUCCCUGUGCCACCAGUCUGCGUUCGACCAUCCGUUAUAUCAGAGGUGAAAUCUGGUACAACCGAGGACGACUUAACUAUGAAGUUGUCUGAAAUUAUACUCAUUAACGAUGUACUUCAAAAACACAAGAAAGAUGGUGCCCCAAUCAAGACAGUAACAGAAACAUGGGAUCAUUUGCAGUCGCUCCGCGGUUUUACACAACGUCUGAAAGGAAAACAAGGGCGGUUUCGUGGCAAUUUGUCCGGUAAGAGAGUAGACUUCUCUGGAAGAACGGUAAUAUCACCGGAUCCCAACCUACAGAUUGGCGAGGUCGGAGUGCCAGUACAUGUCGCCCUAACAUUAACCUUUCCCGAAGUCGUCAACAGCUACAAUAUAAGCCGUAUGAAAAAACUAAUAAUGACGGGCUCGGACAAUCAUCCUGGUGCCAAUUACGUUGUUGAUCGCGUUACGGGAACAAAACGCCUUCUGAAGUGA